AUGUGCCAUUGCAGAAAGGCCUGUUGUGUACCUUGUCGUCCUGGUGAACUUGGAGAAAUGGUCGGUGUGAUCAAAAGGAAGGAUCUACUCUUGAAGUUUGAAGGCUACGUGGACAAAGGCGAUACUGAGAAGAAAAUUUAUCGUGACGUGUUUGCGCAUGGUGAUCAGCUGAUAAUAUCUAGGUUUUCGCCAGUGGUGACAUUUCUGUAUUGGGAUAAACUCGGCUAUUUGUACUUCAAGGACAGAAGAGGUGACACGUUCAGAUGGAAGGGAGAGAAUGUAUCCACGACCGAGGUAGAGGGCAUCCUUCAACCAGUAAUGAGUGUCAUUGAUGCGACUGUGUACGGUGUGGAAGUCGGAAAGAACGAAGGGCGAGCUGGGAUGGCUGCGGUGGUUCUUGGCGAUGAUGUGAACGUUGAGGAAUUUUUGAAUGAGAUUGCUAAGAAGUUGAGAGACAAUCUCGCCACCUAUGCUAUCCCCGUCUUCAUUCGGCUGUGCAAGGAGGUUGAUCGCACGGGUCGAACGUAUUAA
This is a messenger RNA of Ostertagia ostertagi, 531 nucleotides long. The record is from the annotation of a GenBank genome assembly. Lineage: Eukaryota; Metazoa; Nematoda; Chromadorea; Rhabditida; Trichostrongylidae.